AUGUUCAGGGUGAUCAUCAUCGGUGCUGGCCUCGGAGGCCUCGCCUGCGCCAUUGCAUGUCGCCGCUACGGCCUGGAAGUGAUUGUCCUGGAGAAAGCCCCGAAAAUCGUCCCGGUUGGCGCCGGUAUUCAAGUGCCUCCAAAUGCCUCUCGUGUGCUGAAGUGGUUCGGUCUGCUUGAGAGGGUCCAGGACUAUGGCUGUGUCUUAGAUUACACUGAUCUGGUGAGAUACGAGGAUGGCUCCCGCAUCUUACGCUCGUGGGCUGGUAAAAGCAUCGAACAGAAGUAUGGGGCGCCAUGGAUGGUUAUCCACCGAGCAGAUUAUCAUCAAGUUCUAUUGGAAGCUGCCACAAGUUCCGGUGCACAAGUACGUCUCGGUUCUUCCGUGAGCAAUAUCGAUUUCGACAAAACAGCGGUUGAGGUCGAGGGUGGCCAAAUCAUUUCCGGAAAUGUCGUCGUAGGUGCUGACGGAGGCUCCGAGUUCAACCUUGUCCUCCUGAGGCCCGACAACCUUCCUCCAGGUACUAGCAAGGUCGAAGGUGAAGUGGGCGAAAUGCGAGAGACUUUCAAAGGCUGGGACAACAGUCUUACAAAAAUCAUCUCCCUCAUCCCCUCUGUGCUGAAAUGGAAGCUCUCUUUCCAUCAUGAACUAGAAACAUGGCGCAAGGGCAACGUCACGAUUCUCGGUGAUGCUUGUCACCCUACACUACCAUAUCAGGGCCAAGGAGCGGCAAUGGCCAUUGAGGACGGGGCUGUGCUUGGAUAUCUAUUGGGCUCUCUGGUCGAAGAUUGCAACACGUCCCCUGAAACAGCACAUGGGCAGGUGAGCUCGCUAUUGCAGGUAUACGAGAAGCUGCGAAAGCUCCGCACAGCGACUAAUGUCAAAGGCGCCGAGGCGAACCGUUAUAUGUUUCACCUACAUGAUGGAGAGAAGCAGCAAGAGCGAGAUGCGGAACUCAAGUCCCAUGACUGGAUUCGUCCCUCGCGAUGGAGGUGGGCAGACCCCACGGCUCAAUAUGAGUUGCUUGGGCAUGAUGUGAUCGCAGAAAGCGAACGGGAGUACAAUGAGUGGAAGUCAAACAGCACUUCCAAGCCGUAA
This is a messenger RNA of Diaporthe amygdali, 1098 nucleotides long. RefSeq lists its product as uncharacterized. Lineage: Eukaryota; Fungi; Ascomycota; Sordariomycetes; Diaporthales; Diaporthaceae. The coding region runs from base 1 to 1098 and encodes 365 amino acids. The record is from RefSeq and is a predicted model, not a curated record. The transcript is spliced from 5 exons. Gene Ontology annotation, molecular function: monooxygenase activity; FAD binding. Gene Ontology annotation, biological process: secondary metabolite biosynthetic process.